CCUUCGCUCUUGUAGGUAGAUGGCUCAUACCAUACGUACACCACAAAUCAACAGAUCAAUCGUGCAAGCGGACAGUCAACCAGAGCAUUGAUCCAUCUCACUCAUACCAUCGCUCAACGAUUCACAAAUUCACCGUUUGACCACAACAUGGACUCAAAAACAACGGAAAUAGUCAACUGCUUCCCAUCUCUCCAAUGCUUAAGCGGCAACAUCCCGGACGAAUGCAAGACCGGCAACAUUGUCUGCCCAACACUCCCACGAACACCUUCGGACUCCAGCAUAACCUUCCCAAGAACACCAGGCACCAACUCGGUUGCAGUUUCAACAAGCAGCGACUCAGAAGCCUCAGCAGACGAUAAACCCCCAAUCACAGUCCCCACAUCAACCACAACCACCAACCCGCAAAGACCAACCCGACCACACCGCAGAAUCCCUCAUACAAUCAUCGAACGCCGCUACCGAGACAACCUCAACACCCAAAUUGAAUCCCUCCGACUCUCCCUCCCCAGUCUUAAGAACGCAUACGUAUUUUCUCCCGACGUCGAAGACUCUGCUCUACCGCCAAGAUUACCUUCGAAAGCUAUGAUCAUUGCUACUGCGGCGACGUAUAUUAAGGAACUUGAGGCCGAGAGGAAUGGUGCGAUUGAUGCUGUGAAUGCGCUGCAGCAGCAGGUCAAUGAUCUGCAGAAACUGAUCAGUUGUAAUGAUUGUUCUAUCUUGCAGUACUUGCAGGCUGUAGGCGGGAAUGCUGCUGCUGAGCAGCAAGGGAUCGCUGUGUGAGGGUUGCUGCCAGUCAUGUGGAUUUAAUGAUGUUAUGAUUAUGCAUAUGGGAUGGCGUUCUGGGAGGCAUUGGGCGGCUUUGGGAGGAAUAGAACUGGUCGAGAUCCAGAGCUUGAUGGAGAUCGCAGUCUCAUGUCGGUGCUGUGCCAGUCAGCUACCGGAAUGGAUGAAUGGAAGCAGCACUCAUCCGAUGCACAUCUCUCCACC
Molecule: messenger RNA, 987 nt
Organism: Pseudocercospora fijiensis CIRAD86
Lineage: Eukaryota; Fungi; Ascomycota; Dothideomycetes; Mycosphaerellales; Mycosphaerellaceae
Exons: 1
Coding region: 148-780 (210 amino acids)
Molecular function (GO): protein dimerization activity
Source: RefSeq, a predicted model, not a curated record